This is a messenger RNA of Condylura cristata (star-nosed mole), 1764 nucleotides long. RefSeq names its product fructosamine 3 kinase (gene FN3K). Lineage: Eukaryota; Metazoa; Chordata; Mammalia; Eulipotyphla; Talpidae. The transcript has 5 exons. Bases 622 to 1671 code for a protein of 349 amino acids. The record is from RefSeq and is a predicted model, not a curated record. Gene Ontology annotation, biological process: fructosamine metabolic process.
GUUCAUUUCCUUCGUUUGCUGGAUGCAGUUUUGGCUUUGACGUGUCACUCUCCCGCAGCUGGGGAUGCUGGCCCCAGGCUCCUUGUCUCCCCUGCGCCGGGGUGGGGGUUGCUGGUUGGGACCCCCAGGGCCAGGCUGGCAGAUGUGGCUUCCAUGGCCUGUUGGAUAUUAACUCGUGAGAAAUGCUCAAGCAAAAAGGCUUCACAGAUGGAGGGGGAAUCAUUUCUGUGCAGCCCAGGGGCACCCCAGAUCCUGAGAGCAGGCGCAGAGGAUACCCUGGUCUGGGUGCACCCCCACAUGGAGCCACCAGGAGCUCUGUGGUCCUGCCUGGGGGCAGAAAGGGGGUGCCUCUCUGGGGUCUCCGGGAGUCUAAGGGGGAGCUUGAGAGAUGGGGAGCCCCUGGCUCCAGCGCAGCCAUGGCUGCCCCCGGGGCCUAUGCCCGGCUCCCCCCCCCCAGCUUACCACCCGGCAGACCGGCUCUGCUCCUUUGCCAGGUGUGUGGGUCACUUGGAGGGGGACCCAGGCUGACCGUCAGCAGCCUGCACUCUGAGGGGUGCCUGCACAGCAGGGCAUUCUGAAGCACCCCACGUGACUGCAGCCCGUGUCCCCAGGAGUUGCCACAUGCCUCUGGCACCAGGUGGCAUUCACGGUGUCGCACUGUACUCCCCAGCAUCUCCAUGGCACCCUCAGUACCCCAGUCCCUCGGAACUGCUCCGCAUGCCUCCCUGCUGCCACUGUCUGUGCUUGCUGCAGGGGCGCCUGCUCCCAGCACCCCCCACCGGCCUUGCCCCUGGGUCUGACCAUCUGGGCUGCACCAGCCUCCUCUCCCUGGCCGAGGCCUGUCCACAGAGGCCUCUACGGCUGGAACUCAGAGAAAUGUCCUGGACGCAGGCCCGGCAGAUGUUCGAGGGGGAGAUGGCGAGCCUGGAGGCCCUCCGGAGCACCGGCCGGGUGCGGGCGCCGAGGCCCCUCAAGCUGAUCGACUUGCCCGGUGGGGGGGCUGCCUUUGUGAUGGAGCACCUGAAGAUGCGCAGUCUGAGCAGCCAGGCGUCUGUCCUCGGAGACCAGGUGGCCGAUUUGCACCUUUACAACCAGAGGCUGGGGGAGAAGCUGAAGGAGACGGCGAGCGCCGUGGGCCAGCCAGCCGAGCCCCAGCACGUGACCAAGUUUGGCUUCCACACCGGGACCUGCUGCGGCUUCAUCCCGCAGGUGAACGAGUGGCAGGACGACUGGGCCACCUUCUUCACCCGGCACCGGCUACAGGCGCAGCUUGACCUCAUUGAGAAGGAGUACGGCGACCGGGAGGCGCGAGAGCUCUGGGCGCAGCUGCAGCUGCAGGUCCCCCAGCUGUUCUGUGGCCUCGACAUCGUCCCCGCCCUGCUCCACGGGGACCUCUGGUCUGGAAACGUGGCCGAGGACGACGUGGGGCCUGUUGUCUAUGACCCGGCUUCCUUCUACGGCCACGCUGAGUUCGAACUGGCGAUUGCCCUGAUGUUCGGGGGUUUUCCCCGCCCCUUCUUCACCGCCUACCACCGGAAGAUCCCCAAGGCCCCGGGCUUUGACCAGCGGCUGCUGCUGUACCAGCUCUUCAACUACCUGAACCACUGGAACCACUUUGGGCCUGCGUACCGGGGCCCGUCCCUGGCCACCAUGAGGAAGCUUCUAAAGUAGCCGAGGGCCCAGGGCAGUGCCCAGGUGACCUGGGCAGCCAUACGGGAUAAUAAAGCCUGGCCAGAGCUUCAGGGCUGGCUCUCGGCCUCUCUC